AUGGAAGGAAACUAUAUGAAUAGAAACACAACAACUACUCAUAGAGAUCAUGAACAUCUUCAUCAACAUCAUCAUCAUAACUUGAGAUUUGAGGAGCAUACAUGGGGAACAUCAUGGCCAGCAAGAAACUAUGCUUGUAGUUUUUGCAAAAGAGAGUUUAGGUCAGCUCAAGCAUUAGGUGGACAUAUGAAUGUUCAUAGAAGAGAUAGGGCAAGAUUAAGAUCAUCAUUAAUAUCUUCUUGGGUUAAUCCUGAUCAAUGCCCUAAUACUAAUAAUAAUACUAAACCUAACCCUACUAUUACUACUACUACUACAACUAAUUCUCUUCUUUCACCUUCUACACAAUCUCCUUUAUCUAAUGAUGAGAUUUUCAAUGUUUCUUCAAACCCUUAUCUCACUUUAUCAUCUUCUUCUUCUUCACCAUUCUUAGCUCAUACUAGCCAUGAUGAUAAGAAACCAAGACUCACUACACCUUCUCUAUCUCUUCCUCUUUUGAAUCCUCAAAGAAGACAAAUUAUGAAAAGCUAUGAAGAAGUGAAGAAGCAUAAUGUUUUGAUGAAUAGUGAGCAAAACAUUAAAUUGGAGUUAGGAAUAGGGUUUGUUGAACAUCAAGAGGAAAAGUUAGAUUUGGAGCUUAGACUCUAG
Molecule: messenger RNA, 645 nt
Organism: Trifolium pratense (red clover)
Lineage: Eukaryota; Viridiplantae; Streptophyta; Magnoliopsida; Fabales; Fabaceae
Product: transcriptional regulator SUPERMAN-like
Exons: 1
Coding region: 1-645 (214 amino acids)
Source: RefSeq, a predicted model, not a curated record